GUUGAGUGAAGGGAACAGAAUUGAUGUGAUGUCACGUAAUGUGUGAAUGCAGUGAUUGAGUGAACAAGUGUUGCAUUGAGUAGUUGUAUGACUCAAAGUGAAGGCUUAAGUGAUUAGAGCCGGCGAUCAUUGCAUUCACUGUCACUUGAAUUGUGUGCAAAGUUAGCAAACCUUAGCCAUUGUCUCACUUCUCGGCCACAAAUGGAUGAACAAUACGAUGCGAUUGUGUUGGGGACGGGACUCAAGGAGUGUAUCCUGAGUGGAAUGCUGUCGGUGUCGGGUCAGAAGGUUCUUCAUAUGGAUCGCAACAAGUAUUACGGAGGAGAGAGCGCGUCGAUCACACCUCUGGAGGACUUGUUGUCCAAAUUUGGUUUCGACGCCACCAAUACUCCCGUCGAAGAGUUCGGUCGAUCACGUGAUUGGAAUGUAGACCUGAUCCCAAAGUUUCUGAUGGCUAAUGGUUCUUUAGUGAAACUACUGAUCCAUACGGGAGUUACCCGUUAUCUGGAGUUCAAGUCAUGCGAAGGGAGUUAUGUCUACAAAGGGGGCAAAAUAUUCAAAGUGCCCGCCGAUGAGAAGGAGGCCCUCUCUUCCAGUUUGAUGGGAAUGUUUGAAAAGAGGCGUUUCCGCAGUUUUCUGCUGUUUGUUCAGGACUUCAAUAAAGAGGAUCCGAAGACAUGGAAGGAUAUCGACCCAAAGACCACAACUGGGCUUCAGUUGUACGAGAAGUUUGGUUUGGACAGAGACACCGCUGACUUCACCGGACACGCACUGGCGCUCUAUCGUAACGACGAGUACUUACAGGAGUCGUGUUUAGAUCUGAUAAAUCGCGUGAAGCUCUACAGCGAGUCGUUGGCUCGCUAUGGAAAGAGUCCAUAUCUGUAUCCACUGUACGGAUUGGGAGAACUGCCGCAAGGCUUCGCGCGACUCAGCGCUAUAUAUGGCGGCACUUAUAUGUUGGACAAACAGGUGGACGAACUGGUGAUGGAGAACGGGAAGGUUGUGGGCGUCCGCUCCGGCGACGAAGUGGCCAAAUGCAAGCAAGUCUACUGCGACCCGUCGUACGUGACCGACCGCGUCAACAAAGUGGGACAAGUGAUCCGUUGUAUUUGUCUCCUCAACCAUCCCAUUCCCAAUACCAAAGACGCCCUCUCGUGUCAGAUCAUCAUUCCUCAGAAGCAAGUCGGGCGCAAAUUCGAUAUCUACGUAUCGCUGGUUUCGUUCACACAUCAAGUGGCGGCCAAGGGUUGGUUCGUUGCAAUGGUCAGCACCACUGUUGAGACUAAUAAUCCCGAGGCAGAGAUUAAGCCCGGAUUAGAUCUUUUGGGACCAAUCAAACAAAAGUUUGUUUCUGUGAGCGAUCUCUACAAGCCGUUAGACGACGGCAAAGAGAAUCAGAUAUUUAUAUCGCAAUCGUUUGACGCGACGUCUCAUUUCGAGACCACGUGUUCCGAUGUUCUCGAUAUCUUCAGACGUGGAACCGGAGAGGACUUUGAUUUCUCGAAAGUGAAACUCGAUUUAAACGAUGACCAGUGAGUNUAAUAUUCUUUUAAAACAAUUCAAAAGUAAUAACUUUAAAAUUUAGACAAUUUUAUUCGGCUUUAUAUAAGAUAUAUUGACAAUACAUAACAAACACUCUAUUAUACGAAUUAAGAAUAUCGUUUUGAAACACAUUUCAAGUUUAGAAUUAAUUUUAAUAUUGGUUAUAAUUAACUGAUAGUAAGAAUUUAAAUUAUAAAUCCAAUUACUAUUAAAUGUUACAUUAAAUUUUGAAAAGAUG
This is a messenger RNA of Medioppia subpectinata, 1780 nucleotides long. The record is from the annotation of a GenBank genome assembly. Lineage: Eukaryota; Metazoa; Arthropoda; Arachnida; Sarcoptiformes; Oppiidae.